Messenger RNA from Melopsittacus undulatus (budgerigar), 2553 nucleotides. RefSeq names its product inositol-3-phosphate synthase 1 (gene ISYNA1). The coding region runs from base 740 to 2416 and encodes 558 amino acids. The transcript is spliced from 11 exons. NCBI's taxonomy places the organism in Eukaryota, Metazoa, Chordata, Aves, Psittaciformes, Psittaculidae. Gene Ontology annotation, molecular function: inositol-3-phosphate synthase activity. Gene Ontology annotation, cellular component: cytoplasm. Gene Ontology annotation, biological process: phospholipid biosynthetic process; inositol biosynthetic process. The record is from RefSeq and is a predicted model, not a curated record.
GGAUAGAGAUGGAUCCUGAUCUUUAUACAUCUGCUAUAAGAUAUUUUUGCAAACAGAGUUGUAUACAGAGCUGUAUUGUGUACAUUGACAUGUAUAUUCUGGAACUUCUAAAAUUUGAAUAUAAAAAAGAGAAACCCUGAAACUAUUUAAUGAAUAUCCAAACUGUGAGCCCCAACUGAGCAUCCACCACCUUCCUGCUUCCCUUUUCUUUGGCCUGUGUUCAAGAGCUGUAGUCAAAUCUGCCUUUUCCUUUCUUUUUCUUUCUAGAGAUGAUGAAGCUAGGCAAAUUUUGUGCUUUUUGGGUUAACUAGAAACCAGUUGUAGGUGAUUUAAGUAUGAUCUUAACUUAUUGAUACUGUGUUUUCCUUUGUAAUAUUGUACUGUGGAUAAAAACUAUAUUGAGCCAUGGAGUUGGAGUUUACAAAAGAGCUUUUCACUUUGCCAAAUGUUACAGUUUAAAGGCAGUGUAGUCUUCAGCUUUCCUAAUCUUUUCUUAAGAGCUGGUGUCUUUUUUGUACACUGAGAAGCUGAAUGCUGAUUUUGCAACAUAUAAUAAAUUCACUGUAUUGGAAAACAAGCAGACAAUAAGGUUGUGUCUUUCUUUUCAGUGCUGCUUAACUGGGAGGAAACUCGACAGGGAAAGGUGAUAAAUGGCUGGCGUGGAGUUGGGAAGCAGGAAGCUUAAAGGAACCGAGGCAGUUGAGGGAGUUGAAGUGUCAGAGCAGGCGCUGCAGGAACAAUGGCAGAGACAUUCCUUGUGGAGAGCCCCGACGUCACGUACAGCAAGGACUUCAUCGAGGCCAAGUACACGUACAGCACCGUGCACGUCUGCCGCGAGAACGGCGUCACCAAGGUGCGUCCGUGCUCGACCCGGUUCACGUUCCGCACGGGGCGGCAGGUCCCACGCCUGGGGGUGAUGCUGGUGGGCUGGGGGGGCAACAAUGGCACCACGGUGACCGCGGCCGUGCUGGCCAACAGACUGGGGCUCUCCUGGAUGACCAAGACCGGCCGCAAGAAAGCCAACUACUACGGCUCCCUGCUCCAAGCCUCCACCGUCUGCCUGGGCUCUGGCCCCACCGGUGAUGUCUAUGUGCCUUUCCGGGACCUGCUGCCCAUGGUGCACCCCAAUGACAUCGUCUUUGAUGGCUGGGACAUCUCAUCCCUGAACAUGGCCGAGGCCAUGCGGCGCGCGGAGGUGCUGGACUGGCUGCUGCAGGAGCAGCUCUGGCCCCACAUGGAGAAGAUGAAGCCUCGACCCUCCAUCUACAUCCCCGAGUUCAUCGCAGCCAACCAAGAGGAGCGUGCGGACAAUGUCCUGCAUGGGUCCAUGGCGGAGCAGGUGGAGCAGAUCCGCAGGGACAUCCGUGACUUCAAGGAGAGCAGUGGUGUGGACAAAGUCAUCGUCCUGUGGACGGCCAACACCGAGCGGUUCUGUGACGUGGUACCAGGGCUCAAUGACACCGCCGACAACCUGCUGCGUGCCAUCGAGCGAGGCCUGGAGGUGUCCCCGUCCACGCUCUUCGCCGUCGCCAGCAUCCUGGAGGGCUGUGCCUACAUCAAUGGCUCCCCCCAGAACACCUUCGUACCCGGUGCCGUGGAGCUGGCGGCUCAGCACCGAGUCCUUAUCUGUGGUGAUGACUUCAAGUCCGGGCAGACCAAGCUCAAGUCAGUGCUCGUGGACUUCCUGGUGGGCGCCGGCCUCAAGACCACAUCCAUCGUGAGCUACAACCACCUGGGCAACAACGAUGGGAAGAACCUGUCGGCCCCACAGCAGUUCCGCUCCAAGGAGAUCUCCAAGAGCAACGUGGUGGAUGACACGGUCCAGGCCAACCCCAUCCUCUAUGGCCCCCAGGACAAGCCCGACCACUGCGUGGUGAUCAAGUACGUGCCCUACGUCGGGGACAGCAAACGAGCACUGGAUGAGUACACGUCGGAGAUCAUGAUGGGUGGCACCAACACCAUCGUCAUCCACAACACGUGUGAGGACUCGUUGCUGGCCAGCCCCAUCAUCCUGGACCUGGCCAUCCUGACGGAGCUGUGCCAACGCAUCAGCUUCUGCACCGAGGCUGACCCCAACUUCCAGGGCUUCCAUAGCAUCCUCUCCAUCGUCGCCUUCCUCUGCAAGGCCCCAUUGGUACCCGAGGGCACCCCCGUGGUCAACGCGCUCUUCCGCCAGCGCAGCUGCAUCGAGAACAUCCUGAGGGCCUGUGUGGGGCUGCCCCCCCAGAACCACAUGCUGCUGGAGCACAAGAUGCAGCGCCCCCCACCCAGCCCCAAGCGCUCCUGCCCGGGGGGGGCCGCCUGCCCCUUGGCACCCAAGAAGACCCCAGCAGCACCCACCCAGCUCAAUGGGCACCCCUGUGCGCCACGGCCGGGCCCCCCCCGCGCCCCCCUGCACAUCGAUGGGGCCGACUAAAGCGGGGACCCCUUAAGCAGCUCCCUUGGGGGUGGAUGUGGGGGUCCGGGGGGGGGAAAGGGGGUGUGUGUGUGUGUCCCCCCUCGGUGCUCCCUGACCCCAAUGCCAUUGACACUGUGAAGCUUUGAACCCGACAA